GUACUAAUUGUUUAAAAUCGAGUUGGCUCGAAACAACUAUUUAAAAUUUCUCUGUGCUGCUUAAAAACUUAUGUUUAAAAUAAUGCGUUACAUUAUAAUUGUACCGUUUUUGAUACUGUUCAGCUGUGUAUCGUGUAAGAAUAAUGUCAAAUCGUUGACAGAAUCUAUGGGGCAGGAGGUGAUAGAAAUAAAUGCUCCCGUCAAAGAUCUACCGGAUGUGGAAGAAGAACCGUCAGCAGAGGUUGAUGACGAUGAGAAGACCACCGUUACCACACAAGCGACCACCAAGAAGAAUAUUAUUAAGACCACAACAGCUUUAGAAACCCGAAGAAAAAGCAAAGACAUUGAUAUAAUCGAUGGUUUGAAGCCUGAAGAUGAAGAAGCAAGGAUCGAGAAGGAACUAGCCGAGAUCUAUAAGGAUAAUAGCGAUUACAAGGACAGUUCAGAAUCAAACAAAGAGAUCACAACGCUUUCCAAAGAUUUAACAUCAUCAGCUUUGAGACUGCGGCCAAAGAACAACUUUAAGUUCCAACCGGAUGUCAACGAUAAAGCUGCAGUUGAGAAGUUCCGGACGUCCAUUGACGAGAUCAGUUGCGGGAAGGUUAACAAACUGACAGCGACACCCUCACCAAAUUCUGGAAAUCCUCAAGAAACUUCACUUACAACAGCUAUCGCAGUGUUAGGCAUAGCUAAUUUAAUAUGUUUUUAAAUAUUGUAUCUUACUUUACUAUUAAAUUAUUU
Achroia grisella is the source of this 741-nucleotide messenger RNA. RefSeq lists its product as uncharacterized. The coding region runs from base 71 to 709 and encodes 212 amino acids. The record is from RefSeq and is a predicted model, not a curated record. The transcript has 6 exons. Lineage: Eukaryota; Metazoa; Arthropoda; Insecta; Lepidoptera; Pyralidae.